Patiria miniata (bat star) is the source of this 1166-nucleotide messenger RNA. RefSeq names its product dual specificity protein phosphatase 3-like. Lineage: Eukaryota; Metazoa; Echinodermata; Asteroidea; Valvatida; Asterinidae. The record is from RefSeq and is a predicted model, not a curated record. The transcript is spliced from 6 exons. Gene Ontology annotation, molecular function: MAP kinase phosphatase activity; protein tyrosine/serine/threonine phosphatase activity. The coding region runs from base 527 to 1090 and encodes 187 amino acids. Gene Ontology annotation, cellular component: cytoplasm. Gene Ontology annotation, biological process: negative regulation of MAPK cascade; protein dephosphorylation.
AAACUCCGGGUUCGAGUUUGUCUACAGUGGCGCUAUUCGAAGUGAAAAAGCUCUCAAAAUUUGAAGCCCUUGUUCCUUCCUCCAUGGAUGUACAAGUGUGUAUUUUUAUACCUGCAUGAAGGGGUCCACGUUUAGAAGUGCGCAGAACUUACACCCUGACCCCCACCAAAACAUCUUAAAGAUGUUCCGAGUUUACACAGAAGCCUUAAAUUGAGAAUGGCUGUAACCCGGAAGUCAUUGUCGACCCACAGCAACACAUCGCACACUACAUACAUGACAAUAUUACACAACUCAGUCAUCAACAGUCGGUGAAUUUUUCACUCUCAUCUUCGUGAAUAUUUCUUUGCACUACCGUAACGAUAGAAAAUGGGAAAUGUGUUACGGCUGCUGUAACGAUAGCCGCUGCGAAUUUUAAUUACUAUUAGACUCACUCUCCAUACAACCGCUGAAGUGCCGUCGGGACUACAUUCUUUCUGUUGUAAAGUUCUAAAAGGACCAGUUCAGCAAGAAUAGAUCCCUAGUUGCUAUGGCAACUGAAGACAAGGAUGAGACAAGGUCUCAGUGCACACCCAGGGAUCUCCUGCUCAUCGCCAAGGAUUCCUCUGAUAUGGUCAUGAUGCCGACUAGAGCUUACGAUGAAGUCUACCCAAAAAUCUUCAUUAGUGAAAAGAGUUUUGCCCUGAAUAAAGAUGCCCUCAAGAAAGUUGGAAUCACGCACAUCCUGAACACAGCGCAGGGUGUAGGGUUCGGCCAUGUAGACACAGAUGAGGAAUAUUACAAGGACACGGGAAUGACAUUCCAGGCCAUCAAGGCGACAGACACCCCUAGAUUCAACAUGUCGCCCUUCCUGCAUGAUACGGCAGAGAUUAUAGAAAAUGCUCUGCAAAAUAAAGGCACUAUUCUAGUUCACUGCGUGGAGGGUUUCAGUCGUUCAGCGACCGUUGUCGUUGCAUUCCUGAUGAUCAAACGAGGCAUGGACGCUCGCGAUGCACUCCGGACCGUCCGGGCCAAACGAGAAGUCUGCCCAAACAACGCUUUCUUGAAACAACUUUGUGAACUGAACGCAAAACUGUUUGAAGAAGGGUCUUGAACUUUUAAGGCCAAAAAAAAAAAGUCUUCGGUUUCUGGUAUGCGCGCGCGUCGCCAUAGCCAUGCGCGUCGGCAAA